Messenger RNA from Racocetra persica, 869 nucleotides. The record is from the annotation of a GenBank genome assembly. Lineage: Eukaryota; Fungi; Glomeromycota; Glomeromycetes; Diversisporales; Gigasporaceae.
AUGUGUGUAGCUUAUGUUCAUGUUACUGAAAAUAAUGAAAUAGCACAAGGACUAAUUCAAAAACAACUAGGGUAUCCUGUUAAAUUUUGGCAUUACAUACCUGAAAAUCUCGAAGAAUGUUUAUAUAUUAUAAUUAUGUCUCGAUAUACUCAUAAUCAUCUACCGCCGCCACCAUCUAAAAUACCGGUUGCAAUCCAAAAUAAUUUAAAAAGUAUAAUUUCUGAAGAAAAUAUUUUAGAUUUAACGGUUAAGAAACUAAUUACUCAUAUGUAUUUUUCAACAAGAGUUCCACUUUCUGAAUUACAUCCAGCGUUAAAUAAUAGAUCAAAAAUUGAUCAUAUGAUUACAACAAAACGCCAUGCUAAACAUUCAUAUGGUCAAGAUAUCAUGGGCGUCGCAUAUAUGCUUUUAAAACAAAAAGAAGGAAGCAAAAAUGAUUCUUAUAUUAGAUCUGAAGUGUGUGCAUAUAUUGAAAAUUUUCAAAAAAGUAGCACAUAUAAAAAAUUGUUUGAAGAACUUUUUAUAUACGUCGAACAAGAUUGUAGACAUUCAAUUGAAUUCCAACAUGUUCACAGACAUGGUAUUGGAUGUAUUUUAGCGGAUGAGCAUCAGGAUCAAGCGUUAGGCUUAGAUCAAUAUUUGGCAGAAAAAUUUCUGAUAUUUAAUGCAACUGAACAUUUAGAAAGAAUUUAUAAGCUAUGUACAGAUAAGAGACAACCGUGGGUACUUGCAAGUUUGUCACCAGCAUUCACUAAAAUAUCACCAACUAUUUGGGCCAAUACACCAUUUACAACAAAUGCAAGAAAAUUAGCCUACGCAAAUAUUAACAGAAAUGGUUACGGAUUAUCUUUAUUGGUGGCUAUUCAAAA